Euleptes europaea (tarantolino) is the source of this 1827-nucleotide messenger RNA. RefSeq names its product gamma-aminobutyric acid type A receptor subunit alpha5 (gene GABRA5). Gene Ontology annotation, cellular component: dendrite membrane; postsynapse; GABA-A receptor complex. The transcript has 9 exons. The record is from RefSeq and is a predicted model, not a curated record. Gene Ontology annotation, biological process: regulation of postsynaptic membrane potential; synaptic transmission, GABAergic; monoatomic ion transmembrane transport. The coding region runs from base 40 to 1419 and encodes 459 amino acids. Gene Ontology annotation, molecular function: transmitter-gated monoatomic ion channel activity involved in regulation of postsynaptic membrane potential; inhibitory extracellular ligand-gated monoatomic ion channel activity; GABA-gated chloride ion channel activity. NCBI's taxonomy places the organism in Eukaryota, Metazoa, Chordata, Lepidosauria, Squamata, Sphaerodactylidae.
CUGCAAAGUCGACUGCGCCUAGUAAUAUUUUCACUGGGAAUGGACAAUGGGAUGUGCUCUUAUUAUAUCAUGAUCAAAAACUGCUUCCUGCUCUGCAUUUCCAUGAGUUUAGCCAGCCAUUUUGGCUUCUCACAAAUGCCAACACCUUCAGGGAAAGAUGACAACAUCACCAUAUUCACCAGAAUCCUGGAUGGUCUCCUGGAUGGAUACGACAAUAGGCUUCGGCCAGGCUUGGGAGAGAGAAUCACUGAGGUGAAAACAGAUAUCUACGUCACCAGUUUUGGUCCAGUGUCAGAUACUGAAAUGGAAUAUACAAUCGACGUUUUCUUCCGACAAAGCUGGAAAGAUGAAAGACUUCGGUUUAAAGGGCCAAUGCAACGCCUCCCUCUUAACAAUCUCCUGGCCAGUAAGAUAUGGACUCCAGACACUUUUUUCCACAAUGGUAAAAAAUCUAUCGCCCACAACAUGACCACCCCAAACAAGCUUUUGCGCCUUGAGGAUGACGGGACACUUCUAUAUACAAUGAGAUUGACCAUCUCUGCAGAAUGCCCCAUGCAGCUUGAAGACUUCCCUAUGGAUGCCCAUUCUUGCCCGUUAAAAUUUGGAAGCUAUGCUUAUCCCAAUUCCGAAGUGAUCUAUGUGUGGACUAACAACUCAGAUACAUCUGUGGUGGUUGCAGAAGAUGGUUCGAGGCUUAACCAGUAUCACUUGAUAGGACAUAUUGCAGGAACUGAAAACAUCAGUACCAGUACCGGUGAAUACACUAUAAUGACCGCACACUUUCAGCUGAAAAGAAAGAUUGGCUAUUUUGUCAUCCAGACUUACCUUCCAUGCAUUAUGACUGUGAUCUUAUCCCAAGUAUCGUUUUGGUUAAACAGAGAAUCGGUCCCUGCAAGAACAGUCUUUGGUGUCACUACAGUCCUCACAAUGACUACUUUAAGUAUCAGUGCUCGCAACUCUCUACCAAAAGUGGCCUAUGCUACUGCAAUGGACUGGUUUAUAGCAGUGUGCUAUGCUUUUGUGUUUUCGGCACUGAUUGAAUUUGCCACAGUCAACUAUUUCACAAAGAGAAGCUGGGCCUGGGAUGGCAAGAAAGCUCAGGAAGCUGCAAAAAUGAAGAAAAAAGAGCGUGAAUUAUUGGCAAACAAAACCACUAAUGCUUAUGCCUCUGGAAGAAUGACACCCACAUUAAACAUACCAAAGGACUCCACCCCUUCCGUUAUCUCCAACUCCUCUUCCGUUCCAGUAAAACCUGUUGAGAAACCGACUGAAAACAAAAAGACCUAUAACAGCAUCAGUAAAAUCGACAAGAUGUCCCGAAUAGUGUUCCCUGUCUUGUUUGGAACUUUUAACUUAGUCUAUUGGGCCACGUAUUUGAACAGGGAACCUGUUAUUAAAGGUGCUGCUACUUCAAAAUAAAUGGAAGGACUUCCACAUCAAGUGUGAGCCAUACUUGCAAAAACAAAUGCUACCAAGGAGAAUUUGAGGUUCCAAGACUUUUUUCAACUUUUGGGCAAUAUUCUUCAGGACGUUUUUGCAUGUGUAACGAUAUGUACAAAUAUUAUUGCCUUGAUUGUUUCUACAUGUAACCUCAGAUGUUUCUGACAGCUAAAUCAAGAGCAGCAGACACAAACCUUUGUAGGAAAAUGGAAGACAUGGAACUUCUGUGCUGCUAAGUAUCUUGCAUUGAUAGUUUACAAUGAAAUAGGGUAUAUUUUUUAACUGUUUGGGCAUAUUGCAUAUCUGCAGUUUUUUAUACUUUGAAUGUACAGUCAUGCAAAUACGUGGGGACUGUUGACUCUGCAAUUGCAGAAAGGUUAAUGUAAA